Capsicum annuum is the source of this 654-nucleotide messenger RNA. RefSeq lists its product as uncharacterized. The transcript has 2 exons. Lineage: Eukaryota; Viridiplantae; Streptophyta; Magnoliopsida; Solanales; Solanaceae. The record is from RefSeq and is a predicted model, not a curated record. The coding region runs from base 1 to 654 and encodes 217 amino acids.
AUGAAAGAUAGUCCUUCGGUGUACUAUAUUCAUUGUUUUGCACAUCAAUUGCAACUAACACUUGUAGCUAUUGCUAAAAAACAUGUGGAAGUUGAAGACUUUUUUUAUUAUGUUACUAAUGUGUUGAAUGUUGUUGGAGGAUCUUUUAAACAUCGAGAUUUACUUCGUCAUCACCAAGCCGAAAAUUUGAAGCAAUUACUUGAGUUCGGUGAAGCUCAUACUGGAAAAGGAUUAAAUCAAGAGGGUGGGCUUCAAAGACCGGGUGAUACUCGUUGGGGAUCACAUUUCAAAACAUUGGAUAACUUUCUUGUUAUUUUUUCAUCCAUUGUUCAUGUGCUUGGAGUGAUUGAAAUUGAAGGUUCUACUUCAAGUGAUAGAAAUCAAGCGGAAUAUCUUUUGACAAAGCUUAAUGAGCGUUUUGAUGUAGUGAGUAGUGAUUUGCUUCUUGGGAUGGGUAGCUUGAAUCCUGUCAAUUCUUUUUCUAACUUUGACAAAGGUAGAAUCAUGACUUUAGUAAAGUGUUAUCCAAAUGAGUUUGAUGAUGGAAAGCUUCGAGAUUUGAGUUACCAACUGGAUACCUUCAUAAUUCAUAUGCGAGGUGGUAAUUUCAAGUUCUCCAACUUGCAAGGAAUUCAUGAUUUGGCAAAGCAUUAG